Molecule: messenger RNA, 426 nt
Organism: Closterium sp. NIES-65
Lineage: Eukaryota; Viridiplantae; Streptophyta; Zygnematophyceae; Desmidiales; Closteriaceae
Source: the annotation of a GenBank genome assembly
AUGGAACGGGAGCAAUCCACGUCGCCCAUGCGACGAGCGACGUCUCCGCGACUGUCGCCCGCGUCGCAUUCUCUCGCAACGGUGCUCCUCGCGCUGCCUAUCCUCCUCAUCGUCUCCCUGGCGGUUCUUUCCGCCACGUUCCCCCUUUCGUGGUCGUCCGCCAGAUAUGUCUUCCGCCGGCCCGCCGCGGAACCCGCGCAAGCGGUGGAAAAAGCCGCACAAGUGGGGGGGACAGCGCAGCAGUCGGCGGAACUUCAACUGGGGGAAAGCGCAACAGAUGCUGAUCUUGUAGCGGUGGGGGCAGUAGCGGCGAGCAAUGUAGCGAGCGACGUGGCGAGUAAAGCGGCGGGCAAUACGGCGGCCAAAGCGGCGGAAAAUGCGGCGGGCAAUGCGGCGGGCAGAACGGGGCUUGCGCUUGACGCCCCG